Trypanosoma cruzi is the source of this 432-nucleotide messenger RNA. RefSeq lists its product as uncharacterized. The record is from RefSeq and is a predicted model, not a curated record. The transcript has a single exon. Gene Ontology annotation, cellular component: EMC complex. Lineage: Eukaryota; Euglenozoa; Kinetoplastea; Trypanosomatida; Trypanosomatidae. Gene Ontology annotation, biological process: protein folding in endoplasmic reticulum. The coding region runs from base 1 to 432 and encodes 143 amino acids.
AUGGCAAAGCCGAACUCCAAGCCAAGCGAGAAGGAUAUGCAGCGGGCACGUACGCUUCGGCUCCUAAACGAUCUCCGUAUGCAGCCUUUGAAGUCUCUGCCAAUGACACUUUUUUUGAUGUGGAUGGUUGGCAAUGACGUUGGCAUCUUCACUAUCAUGUUUGUAGGCAUGGCGGUGGUGAACCCUCUGCAGUCCAUCUUUGGCACGAACGAUGUUUUUAAGGAGUUUGAGGAGGAGGCGAAGGGGGAUGCCAACAUACGGAGCGCCCUUAGCCACUCAAAGCUGAUGUACAUCGCGUCAUGUCUGCUGGCGUUUGCAGUGGCUUUAGUCAAGUUAAGCUGGAUGGGACUUAUGCCAGUGAACGCGAUGGACUGGCUGGACAGCACACCGCCGGACUACAAGGAGUACACUCAGGGCUUCUUUGCCAUCUGA